Messenger RNA from Syngnathus acus (greater pipefish), 2716 nucleotides. RefSeq names its product hyaluronan synthase 2 (gene has2). Gene Ontology annotation, molecular function: hyaluronan synthase activity. Lineage: Eukaryota; Metazoa; Chordata; Actinopteri; Syngnathiformes; Syngnathidae. Gene Ontology annotation, biological process: hyaluronan biosynthetic process; extracellular matrix assembly. The record is from RefSeq and is a predicted model, not a curated record. Bases 533 to 2191 code for a protein of 552 amino acids. The transcript has 4 exons.
GACAGCUGAAACAGCACCAAUGAUCUCUGCUCUGCGAGGCUUGGAUGCUGGGACAGACUAUUCUCACACAAAUGCCCCAAAAGACUGACGAAUCCAACUUCGAGCCCUAGAAUGAUUGCUAGAAGAUUUUUUUUUUCUCCUCACUAUUUUGAAAAUGAGUGAUGCUGUCAAAGCUGAUGGCUGCUUUUUAAAAAGACUUUUAAACCAUGCAUGAACACGUUGAUAGAGAAAAAAUAACGUUUUAUACGGAUCAUUUUUGUGUAUACUUUUUUACAUUAAUGCCGAAAUUGAUUAUUUAUACGAGACAUGUUGCCAUGAUAUUGACGGACAAGAGGAAAUUGGUCUUUUUUGCUUGAGCAUCCAAGUCAGAGGAAACGCCACUUCUUUUGCCCCUUUCUUUUCUUUAAAAUCAACAUAUUGAGAGGAUUCAUGAGAAUCACGCAAGUGUCCUGUAAAACUUUAUCGAGACUUUUUCUUUCACUGGAGCAGCGAGGUGACCGUAUCUCAGCGAGCUGACGACGGCUGCCUCAAGAUGAGUGGUCAACGAGUCCUCACCUAUCUGCGGAUAUUUGGGACCACAAUGUUUGGUGUUUCACUCCUGGUGGGCAUCUCCACAGCAUACAUCAUGGGCUACCAGUUCUUCACCACUGCCCACAAUCAUCUGUCUUUUGGACUGUACGGGGCCAUCUUGGUUAUCCAUCUCCUUAUCCAGAGCAUCUUUGCACUCUUAGAACACCGAAAUAUGAAGCGGUCCUUAGAGACGCCAAUUAAACUGAAUAAAUCUUUAGCCCUAUGCAUUGCAGCAUAUCAAGAGGAUCCAAACUACCUGAGGAAAUGCCUGGUGUCAGUAAAGAGGCUGACGUACCCUGGAAUCAAAGUCAUCUUGGUGGUCGAUGGGAACUCAGAGGAUGACUUGUAUAUGAUGGAAAUUUUCAAAGAAAUCAUGGGAUGGGACAAAGUUGCCACGUAUGUGUGGAGGAGUAACUUUCACAGCAGGGGGCCAGAGGAGACAGAUGAGAGCUACGCUGACAGCCUUCAGCAAGUCUCUAGACUGGUCUUAAACAACAAGUGUGUGUGUGUCAUGCAGAAAUGGGGAGGCAAGAGAGAAGUCAUGUACACAGCCUUUAAAGCGCUUGGAAGGAGCGUUGACUAUGUACAGGUGUGUGACUCUGACACUAUGCUGGAUCCAGCAUCAUCAGUGGAGAUGGUAAAGGUUCUUGAAGAAGACCCUAUGGUGGGUGGUGUUGGAGGUGAUGUGCAGAUUCUAAACAAAUAUGAGUCGUGGAUCUCCUUCCUGAGUAGCGUCCGGUACUGGAUGGCUUUCAACAUUGAGCGGGCUUGCCAGUCUUACUUUGGCUGUGUACAAUGUAUCAGCGGACCAUUAGGAAUGUAUCGAAACUCACUCCUGCACGAGUUCCUUGAGGACUGGUACAAUCAGACCUUCAUGGGAUCCCACUGCAGUUUUGGGGAUGACCGCCACCUUACAAACAGAGUUCUGAGUCUUGGGUAUGCAACCAAGUACACUGCACGGUCCAAGUGCCUAACAGAGACACCGAUCACAUACUUGCGGUGGCUCAAUCAACAGACUAGGUGGAGUAAGUCCUAUUUCCGGGAAUGGCUCUACAAUUCCAUGUGGUUCCACAAACAUCAUCUUUGGAUGACCUAUGAGGCUGUGAUUACUGGGUUCUUCCCAUUUUUUCUCAUUGCCACCGCCAUCCAACUCUUCUACCAAGGAAGACUUUGGAAUAUUUUAUUGUUUCUUCUUAUUGUCCAGGCAGUGGCACUGAUCAAAUCGACAUUCGCCAGCUGCCUCAGAGGCAACAUUGUGAUGGUGUUUAUGUCCUUUUAUUCUGUACUGUACAUGUCCAGCCUGUUGCCAGCCAAAAUGUUUGCAAUAGCAACAAUCAACAAAUCUGGAUGGGGCACCUCUGGGAGGAAAACAAUCGUGGUGAACUUCAUUGGUCUCAUUCCGAUAUCAGUUUGGUUCACCAUCCUCUUCAUUGGGUUCAUAUACACUACAAUCCUGCAGACUAAAAAUACCUUUCCUGAAUCAGAAAUCCUCAUUCUGAUCAUUGGGGCGGUCGUCUAUGCCAGUUAUUGGGUGAUACUGCUGACUUUGUAUGCAGUGCUCAUAAACAAGUGUGGUAAAAGGAAGAAGGAAACACACUACGAUAUGGUGCUGGACGUUUGACUUUGCCUUCAGUAUGUACCACUCAAUGCCUUAGAGGACAUUCUGAUAAGAUGAGCAUCUCUGGAGUUUGUGUUGAGUUAAACUGCAAUGGGCUGAACCAAAAUUUUCAAACUUGAAUGACAACAAUACAAAAAUGACUGUCGCCAUGCAUUCGGUAGCACCACACCAUUCAUAAUUAUUGGACAACACUAUAAUUAAUCGUGCCUAUUUAUAUGUUCAUUUGAAUAACAACUUGUAUAGGUUUGCACAAGAUGACCCAGUAUGACAAGAGGAAGCAUUUUCAGUAAGCGUGUAUGGCUUUGUAUGGAUAGCUACCUCUAACACGUGUCAUAUCUCAUCCAAAGAAACUGUCGAUACUGCUCAUUAAGGUUUUUCUUAACCAUUAGGAACUCCAGAGGAUAACUAUGCAAGACUUUGUUUACCUCAGGGGUGUCAAACUCCUUUUUUUCGCGGGCCGCAUUGUAGUCAUAGCUUCUUUCGGAGGGCCAUUAUGAAUGUAUGAGCACCUCAUAUUAUACGUAUACA